Drosophila biarmipes is the source of this 1641-nucleotide messenger RNA. RefSeq names its product probable fumarate hydratase, mitochondrial. Gene Ontology annotation, molecular function: fumarate hydratase activity. The transcript is spliced from 2 exons. Gene Ontology annotation, biological process: tricarboxylic acid cycle; fumarate metabolic process; malate metabolic process. Lineage: Eukaryota; Metazoa; Arthropoda; Insecta; Diptera; Drosophilidae. Gene Ontology annotation, cellular component: mitochondrion; tricarboxylic acid cycle heteromeric enzyme complex. Bases 93 to 1550 code for a protein of 485 amino acids. The record is from RefSeq and is a predicted model, not a curated record.
UUGGGCACAGACCAGUAACCUUUCCCUGACCUGUACAUUACUUGCUCCCAUCUAUACUAAACUCCUAAUCCUUAUACCUAUAAAUUGUCAAAAUGUCUUUCGAUCAAAAGGAGAUCUUCAGUUUGAUGUACAAGCUGGCACGACUCAUAGUACCAGAUACUCGGGUGGAAUACGAUGCGCUGGGUCCCAUGCACAUUCCCCUCGAUAGGAUGUACGGUCCACAGACCAUGAGAUCCCUGAUGAAGUUCCCCAUCGGGGGCGUUGAGGAGCGCAUGCCUCGACCCCUUAUAAAGGCCCUGGGAAUUGUGAAGAAAGCUGCUGCGGAGGCGAAUAAAAUCCACGGUCUCGAGGAGAAUCUGUGCGAUGCCAUUUCCAAGGCCUGCGAUGAUGUUAUCUCGGGUAAAUUGUACGAUGAGGAGCACUUCUCCCUGGUCAUCUGGCAAGAUGGAUCCGGGGAGCACACCAAUAUGAAUGUAAAUGAGGUUAUCUGCAAUCGGGCCAUUGAGAUCCUGGGCGGCCAGAUGGGAACCAAGGAGCCAGUGCACCCGGAUGAGCACGUGAACCUCUCGCAAUCUUCCCACGAUACCUUCUCCACAGCGGCCAGAAUCGCCGUGGCCAUGCAGUUGCAGGAGACGCUGUACCCGAGCCUGAGGAUAUUUAUAGAUCUGCUAGGCAAGAAGUCGAGUGGUUGGAUGGAUGUGAUCAAAAUAGGAAGGACCCACCUGAUGGACGCAGUUCCCCUGUCGCUGGGACAGGAGUUCAGUGGCUACCAGCAGCAGCUGGAGAACGGAAGAUCUCGUUUGGACUCGGCGCUGAGCAGGCUGUAUCAGUUGCCCAUGGGCGGCACCUAUGUGGGCACGAAGUACGACACCAAGAAGGGAUUCUCGCUGCAGUGCACCAAGCGGAUUGCAGAGCUGACAUUCCUACCCUUCGUCGAGUCCUGUAACUUCUUUGAAUCCCUGUCCGCCUGCGAUGCUCUGGUCGAGGUCCACGGGGAGCUCAACACCAUAGCAGCCAGUGUGAUGAAGAUAGCCAAUGAUAUAAGGUUCCUGGGAUCGGGACCCCGUUGUGGACUGGGUGAACUGCAUCUGCCCGAAAACGAGCCAGGUAGUUCCAUUAUGCCCGGCAAAGUGAACCCCACGCAGUGCGAGGCCAUGACCAUGAUCUGCGCCCAGGUGAUGGGCAACCAUGUGGCAGUCUCGAUGGGCGGUGCCAGUGGUCACUUCCAACUCAACACCUUUAUGCCCAUGAUCGCCUCCAAUGUGCUGCGAUCCAUCACCCUCUUGGGCGAUGGCAUGAGGUCCUUUUGCACCAACUGCCUGGAGGGUAUAGAACCGAACAAGACCAGGAUCGAGAGCAUCAUGAAGAACUCCUUGAUGCUGGUCACCGCCCUGGGUCCUCACAUUGGUUACGAACGGUCUGCGGCCAUUGCCAAGGCGGCGCACAGGAAUGGAACCUCCUUGCUCCAGGAGGCCAUCAAUGCGGGCAUCGAGAGGGAGGACUUCGAGGAGUGGGUGCAGCCCAGCAAGAUGCUGGCUCCCGAAAAAUAAAUGGAAAUAUUGAGGAACACUGUGAUUACGUUCAAAUUAUUUUGUCGAGCUCAAAAAUAAUAAAAUAAGUCAAGAGAUUUUUAGACUUUAA